Messenger RNA from Rosa rugosa (rugosa rose), 4490 nucleotides. Its product is annotated as disease resistance protein RPV1-like. The record is from RefSeq and is a predicted model, not a curated record. Bases 33 to 3200 code for a protein of 1055 amino acids. Gene Ontology annotation, biological process: signal transduction; defense response. Gene Ontology annotation, molecular function: ADP binding. The transcript is spliced from 12 exons. NCBI's taxonomy places the organism in Eukaryota, Viridiplantae, Streptophyta, Magnoliopsida, Rosales, Rosaceae.
GAUCAUUCUGUAGAUCUAGUUAUCCUACAAUAAUGACCACUCAAUUUGGGUCCUCUUCUUCUUCCUCUUCUAGUACCAUUCAGCCCUCUUUCUCUUCCUCUUGUGCUACCAUUCAGUCAUGGACAUACCAUGUCUUUUUGAGUUUUAGAGGAGAGGAUACGCGCAACACUUUUACAGGCCAUUUGCACAACAAUUUGGUUCAGAAGGGAAUUAAAACCUUCAUAGAUGAUGGCCUUACAAGAGGAGAAGAAAUAUCAAGCGCACUUUUUAAAGCAAUUGACGAGUCAAAAAUUUCUGUCAUUGUGUUCUCUGAAAGUUAUGCUUCCUCAAAAUGGUGUUUAGAAGAACUUGUGAAGAUCAUGCAUUGUAAUGAAUCGAAGCAACAAAUUGUAUACCCUAUUUUUUACAAGGUAGAUCCAUCAGAUGUACGAAACCAAGAGGGUAGUUUUGGUCAGGCACUUGCUCAUCAUGAUAACUUGGAGAAGGUGGCAGGAUGGAAGACGGCUCUUACAAAAGCAGGAAAUCUUUCUGGGUGGCAUUUCUCACACGGAGGGCAUGAAUCUAAAUUCAUUCAUAAAAUUGUUGAAGAGAUCUCACAACAAGUUUUAAAUUUUACAUAUUUGAAUGGGGACAAAUACUUAGUUGGAAUAGAGUCUCGUUUAAAACAUAUGGAAAAGCUUUUAUGUGAUGGAGAAAGUGACGUACGAAUGAUAGGGAUAUGGGGCAUUGGUGGAUUAGGCAAAACAACAAUUGCAAAGACUGUUUAUAAUAUAAUUUCCCAUAAAUUUGAAGGCAGUUGUUUUUUGGAAAAUGUUAGAGAAAGAUCGUUGAAAUAUGGAGGCCUACAAGAACUACAGAAGUUUCUUCUUUCUAAGACUCUAGGGUUGAGAGACUUAGAGGUAAAUAGUCUUGACGAAGGAAGCAUCAUGAUAAAAGAAAUAUUAAGCCAUAGGAGAGUUUUCUUAGUUCUUGAUGAUGUGAAUGAUUUGGACCAGUUAAAAAGUUUAGUCGGAAAGUCUAAUUGGUUUGGUUCUGGUAGUAGAAUAAUCAUAACAACACGAGAUAAGCACUUGCUACAUGAUGUUAAUCACAUAUACCAAGUGGAGAAGUUAAGUCACAGUGAAGCUUUGGAGCUCUUCAACUUUAAUGCAUUCAAAGGAAAAGGACAUAUGGGUGAUUACGUUGAACUCAUAGAUAAUGUAAUAUGCUAUGCUGAAGGGCUUCCUCUAGUUGUAGAAGUUAUGGGUUCAUAUCUACGUGGUAGAAGUACAGACACGUGGAAAGAUGCAUUAGAGUCUUGCAAAAGAGAUCCUAAGUUUCAACAAGUGCUCAAAUUAAGUUAUGAUGCACUUGAACCUUCGAUGAAGGAAGUUUUUCUUCACAUUGCAUGUUUCUUUAAAGGUAAAAAUAAGAACUAUGUGAUGGACAUAUUAGAAGGAUGUGACCUACGACCUAAACACAGCAUUGAAGUACUCAUAGAAAAGGCCCUCAUAAGCAUUACUGAAGCAAAUGGUGUUUGGAUGCACGAUGUGCUAGAAGAAAUGGGCAAAGAAAUAGUUUGUCAAGAGUCAUCAGAGCCAGGAAAACGUAGCAGAUUGUGGUUGUACGAAGAUGUUUAUCACGUUUUUGUGCACAACACUGGAACAAGCAAAGUUAAAGGGAUCAUGGUUCUGAAAGGCGUACCAGAUCAACAAAUACCCUUGAAUAAGAAAAGCUUCUUAAAGUUAAACGGUCUUCAAAUUCUUAUAAUUUGUGGUGAUGUAUUCUAUGGAGAUCAUGUGGAUUACCUUCCCAAUGAUUUGAGACUCUUAAACUGGAAGGAUUGUCAGUUACAAUAUUUUCCAUCAGAUUUUUAUCCUAGGAAACUUGCUGCACUCAAGAUGGAUUUCAGUGAGAUAUCAUCACCAUGGAGUGUACUUAAGGGAGGUUUUCUACGUCAAAUGACUCGGAUCUGCACAUCACCAUUGGGGAGGAGACUACAGAAUAUGCGCAAUUUGAAAUCAGUCGAUUUGGGAAAUUGCAAUGGUGCAACACCGUUUUCCUACUUCUCUAGAUUGCCAAACUUAGAGGAGUUGAAAAUAAGAGACAGUAAAAAAGUUAAGAAGUUUGAAAUUGUGGAAGAGAUGAAAUCCUUGAAAAGGUUGGAUCUAAGCCGUACUGCAAUCAGAGAAUUGCCUUCAUCAACAAUCAGAUGUCUCAUUAAUCUGGAAGAGUUAACUUUAUCAUAUUGCCAUAAACUUAAACAUGUGCCGUGCAGCAUUUUUGAGUUGCAACAUCUAGAGCUUUUGGAUCUCUCUUAUUGUAAAAAGCUGGUAACAUUUCCAACAAAGUCAGGGUUUUCAACGGGAUCGACCAGUUUACAGGACAAGCAUUAUACUCCAUUAUUCGUCAAAUUGAACAAUUGCGGGCGUCUUGUAGAAAUUGCAGAAAUUCCGCGAGAAAGAUAUGACCUAGAUGCGAGUGGCUGCUAUGGAUUGCAAAAAAUUUCAAAAUUGUCAAACAUUUUGGAAGGUAAAGAGUCAAAAUUGACCCCUUUUAUGGACUUGCUUAAUUGCUACGAACUAACCGGCAAUCUGGCUCGUGACGUGGCAAAGGUGAAAAAGAAUUUUCCGGAUAAUUCCAGGUCAACAGCUCUGUGGUUUCUCGUUUUCUCAUGUCGGCAAUCUGAGUGUCAGGUUUUCUUUAACGGCCCGCCUUACAAAUUUGGGAUUCCGGAGUGGUUCACUUGGCGCAGGGAUUUCGAUAUGGAAGGACUUCAAGGAUGUGAAGAAUUUAGAAUUGAUUUUCCUGGAAAUUUCAAAUGGGAGGACAAAGGAUUGGCUUUCUGUGCUCAAACUGUUGAUAACGAUCACCAGCGCUGGGCUAUGAGAUCAUGUUUCAGAAUAGUCACAAUCUACGUUAACGGUGUAUGCAUCACUGAAGUAUACCUAAUGACGGGAUGGUCCGUGUGGGGAUACUUGCCAUUCGAUACUAUAAUAGAACGGCUGAGUGAGAGUGGGUCACCACCACCUUCCGUGUGUCUGGUUAAGAUUGAAUUUAAAACCCGCGAUGUAUGGUCUAACGAGAUUAAGGACGAAGGGCCCCCGAUGCAAAGCUGCGGAGUCCACGUUGUAAUGCCAGAGGAUGAAGGCCAAUUUGUUUUGAGCUUAUCGACCCCUUCAGUCAAACAAGGCAAGCCAUACCUCCACCAUAUACAGUAAUGUUUAUCCCGUGGACGAAUUUCGCCACACUUAUCACUGAAGGAGAACGACUGCCAUCUAAACGCUCUGAAAACAGAGCAAAUGUGUAGUAUGCUUCAACAGAGAAAGGAAAUUGGUGCUAUCUGUUGAACUUUUCAUAUGGGCCAGGAAACCAAACAUUGAGACUCAAAGAAGAUGUGGGCUAAGAUGAGGAGGGAAUUUGGUUUCAUCACAUUACGGAGGUUUCUAUAAACAUUUAAACGUGCCUUGAAGUGGAAAUCUACAUGUAUCUGAACUUUUUCCCUUUGCAUAUUUUGUCAAGGAGUUUGAAUUGAUGGGGUCUUGAAUGCUAUCCACAUGGACAUCAUGGAGUAGAUAAAGAUUUAGGCCGUCUACAUGGCCGGAUAGACUUGGUAAACACCCUUAUGCUAAUACUGGCCUUAACAAGAGUUGAGAAGAAACUAGAUGGUACAGAUAUUGCUGACAGAUUGACAGGGCAAGAGGAUUAUCUACUUAAUUGACAAGCAUGUACAAAGGUGGACAGCUGCUUUCAAAGAGGACUUUUGCAUUCUUGGUAGUUUUGCUGCAAUGGAUACAUCCAUAUGUCGAUUAAGUCAGUUCUCGGAUGCUACAGAUUAGGCCCUGGAAAUUUUACGUUGCCAAAUCAAAGAAAAUGUGGGCUGAUAUGAUAUGCUCCUGUGGAGGAAGGGAUCUGGUGCUCACACUAAUAUGGGGUACUAAACCUGAUGCUUUGUUGGUUUGAAGGAGAGCUGAGAAUUUGAUUAAACUUGAUGGUCAUGACAGGAGAAAUUUGUAUCUCUGAGCAUGAUUGAAGGUUGGAUAACCCGUGUUUGGCAUUGUGAAGCUGCUGCCUUUGAACUACAUCUUAUGAUUGAGGUACAAUACAACGUGAGGUUCAUACAGACAAUCAAAUCUCUCUAGCUCUCUAAUCAGGGGAAUGAAGACUCCAAUAUUGUUCCAUGUAACAUCACGGAAUGACUGGUUUCUGGUUGGAUGGUCAUCCCUUUAAUUUAGGAAAGCAGAAUCACUGAGGAGAACCUUUGAGACUUUGUGAAAAACCGAUCGCAGUCACUGCUGCAACUCUGGUUUCUCUGAAACGGGAGCUGUGCUCUUUGGAUAGAUUCACUCCUAAAAAUGUUUUGGAGAAAGUAUUUUAUGUAUUCUUCUGUGGUCAUCACACAAUCUAAUUUAGUGCGUGUUCAUGUAACCUCAUGGUUGUAAACUGUAUGUAUGACAUGCUAGAAAAUUUUGAAAUGAGAAUUCUAAAAUGAUGUGGUCGAUAAUUGUGAA